Messenger RNA from Macrosiphum euphorbiae (potato aphid), 1518 nucleotides. NCBI's taxonomy places the organism in Eukaryota, Metazoa, Arthropoda, Insecta, Hemiptera, Aphididae. The record is from the annotation of a GenBank genome assembly.
AUGCAGUCGAAAGCGCGUCUGCUCGAAGACGAAUUUUCCGAACGUGGAAAAAUUCCUGGCGUUCGAUACCUACAGAGUUUUUUAUUGUUUCUAUGCCUUUUUGCAGCUUACCUGUUGCGGGUUAGCAUAUCCGUCGCAAUAGUGGCAAUGACGCCUGACAAGAAUUCUACUGACUUCUUACUCGAAACACAUUACCACAUUCCUGUAUUCAAUUGGACACAACACACGAAGAGUUUGAUCUUAAGCGCAUUUUUCUGGGGCUACCUCAUCAUGAACCUGCCAGCAGCCAUGAUCGGUCGCCGGUAUAACAACCAAAUGCUAUUGGCCAUGAGUAUGAUGUUGACCGUAGCUCUCAGUCUAGCCACACCAUCAUUAGUGGUUGCUUUCAAUUGGCCGGUGCUCGUACUUAUUCGGUUCCUGCAGGGCCUUACUCAGGCGUUCACCAUGCCAAUGAUACAUGGCAUCAGCGCCAAGUGGGCGCCACCGAAUGAACGUGGUCGUCUCGUUGGAUUUGUAUUGGGAGGUCUCCAAUUUGGCACAGUCGUAACUUUAGUUGGUUCUGGAAUACUGGCCAGUACUCGAUCGGGAUGGCCAUCAAUUUACUAUUUUAGUGGUGCAUUUGGAAUUUUUUGGGUAAUAUUAUGGUUAUUACUUGGGUCAGAAAGCCCAGAUACACAUCGUCUAAUUACUCAAUCUGAGAAAAACUACAUAAAAUCAUCACUAACCCAAACGGUUUCGGAGAAAAAGAACUUGAUAACUCCUUGGAAAGAGAUAUUCACUUCAAUGCCAGUAUGGGCUGUUACGAUCUCACAUGCUGGUCACAAUUGUGGAUUUUGGUUGCUGCUUAGUGAAAUGCCCACGUUUAUAAGUGCUGUACUAAAGUUCGACAUUAAAUCGGAUGGACUUGUGUCUGCAUUACCUUACUUGGCCAUGUGGCUGUGUCAGUUUCCAGUCACAUAUUUUGCCGAUUAUAUGAACAAAAAAAAUGUGACUUCUCUCACUUUUUCACGUAAAUUUUGGAACACCUUAGGAAUGAGCGGCGGUGCUUUGGGUCUCGUGGUCCUAGGCUACAUGGGUGAAAAUGCAAACGCAGCCAUAUGUAUGUAUGUGUUCGUAGUAGCCAUCGGCUGCUGUACGAAUGUGGGUUUCAACAUUAACCACCUCGAUUUGGCGCCCAAUUACGCCGGGAUUUUGAUGGGCUUCACGAACGCCGUGGCCGCCCUGGGUGGCGUGAUGGCACCCACCGUCUGUGGGUUCAUCGUACACGAUCAAACUUCAGUGGACGAGUGGAGGGUCGUGUUCACGCUGGGAGCCGUCAUACUUUUCUUCUCCAGUAUUUUUUACAUCAUUUUCGGAUCUGCGGAAGUACAACCUUGGAAUGAACCUAAAAACGAAAGCGUCGGUGUUCGGAGUUUCAUACAGAUGAAAACGGAUUAUGGUUCCUCUGCAGGAUAUACGUCUUCACCAUCGUCGUUUGUUAAAGUCACGUCAAAGUAUACCAUGUUUGUACGACAAUAA